GUAAUAAAAGCUUGCCACAUUCUUUCACACUGUUUUCGUUGAUUAAGUUAUACAUAUGCAGAAUGCAAUGGCAGCUUGAUGAGCUGAAGGGUAAAGCCUCUUACCAAGUCAUACACAGACUCUUUAAGCGAGCUUGGAAUCUCAAGAUUAUAGUGGCUCAUCCCUUACUCUCGUUGGCUCUCAAAGAAUUUGUCAUUUGAUAUUUAUAUCAGGUUUGUCCAAUAUCCCCUUAAGGCGUGCAGGACGAGGAGCAGCAAUCUGGAGCUUAAGACGAUAAGAGACAUUUGCAGGAGUCAUCUACUCCAUUUGCUUGGCUCUAUUCAUUUCA
Molecule: messenger RNA, 328 nt
Organism: Linum tenue
Lineage: Eukaryota; Viridiplantae; Streptophyta; Magnoliopsida; Malpighiales; Linaceae
Source: the annotation of a GenBank genome assembly